Messenger RNA from Aricia agestis (brown argus), 1255 nucleotides. RefSeq lists its product as uncharacterized. The transcript is spliced from 4 exons. Bases 122 to 952 code for a protein of 276 amino acids. Gene Ontology annotation, molecular function: calcium ion binding; A2-type glycerophospholipase activity. The record is from RefSeq and is a predicted model, not a curated record. Gene Ontology annotation, biological process: arachidonate secretion; phospholipid metabolic process; lipid catabolic process. NCBI's taxonomy places the organism in Eukaryota, Metazoa, Arthropoda, Insecta, Lepidoptera, Lycaenidae.
ACCAUGCGAUUCACAAUACGCACGAGACGCACCGCGCUAGCGCGCCAUAAAAAGCGCGCUCGAUUUAAAAAUCGAACAUUGUUUUUUUUUAAAUAAUGAUCAUUAACGGUAUGGACUAAAAAUGAAUUUCAAAAGUUCAUCAAUUCGAUACAAUGUAGAGAAAUACGAGUUAUGGUUCAUCAGGACAGUAAGAAAAUUAAACAGUUUUACGACUCUACAUGCGGGCUUUUUUGUGUGUUUCGUUUAUGUGCCAUUUGUGUUUAGUGUAACAGAUAUUGAGUCAAGACGUGUUACUUUCAAAGAAUACAACAACACGCGGCACGCCCAAACAUACGGGAAAAAUACGCCAUACGACGCUAGUGAUAGGCCAUAUUAUAGCUACAGCGCAGAGGAUACCAAAGAAAAUAACGUGUACAGGGUGGAUGAUGAAAUUAGCAGCAAGGAGCAGUUACUCGUCGGGUUCGCACACGAUCCCUUUGGACUUUCCAUCCCCGAGGCGGACUACCGAAAUGGAAUGAGGGAGAUAGACCCAAAGCAAUACAAAGCUGAUCGCGGCAAGCGCGGGGUGGUGCACCUGUACAACAUGCUGCUCUGCGCCUCCGGGUGCGACCCGCUGUCCUACCAGGGCUACGGGUGCUACUGCGGGUUCCUGGGCAAGGGCAGACCUACCGAUGCCAUUGAUAACUGUUGCAAGCUACACGACGAGUGCUACUCCCGUAUCUCCUGCCCCGUCUACACCGUGUACCUGCAGCCCUACUACUGGAGCUGCAACUGGGGCGAGCCGCAGUGUUCAGUGAAGAACUACAGGAUCGGCUGCGCAGCCAGACUGUGCGAAUGCGACAGACGACUCGCCAAGUGCGUCCAGAGAUACUCGUGUCCACGCCGCGGCCAUCGGCCGUACUGCAGAGCUUCACCACUGUCGCUCUUGCAGAACUUGCUUGCCUUCGAUUAGAACAAGAAUUGCAGAUUGGCUGCGAAGAAGAUUGUGUGAAUGCGACAAAAGCCAGGCCAUGUGCAACCGGAGAUUCGUGUCUGUCGCUCUGCAGGGCUCCUCUACUCUCUUGCAGAUUUUGUUGUCCUUGGAGUAGUACCUGUAUCAGAAAUACAGGUUGGCUGCGCUGCAAGGUGUUGUGAAUAAUGACUGGCCAACUAAAAUAAGAGAAUGUUUUGAAGUGAAAAAUGAAAAUAUUCAUUGUGGUGUACUGUUUCCCUUUAAAUAAUUAAUUAAAAUAUUAAGUUGUGAAAAGGCCAUUAC